AUGCGGUUUAUGUUGCUCAUGUGUGUUUUUUGUCAUAUUGAAUGUAUUAAGAAACCUCCGAUGAAUACAAACAUUGAAGACGUAUUUUCAGAAGAUUGCGGAUUUUUGAACACUGGAAAUAAAAUCACUGGCGGCAACGAAGCUGAUUUAGGUCAACUACCAUGGAUGGCACUUUUAGGAUAUAAACAAAAGGACAUAAAUAUAACAGAAUUUCUUUGUGGUGGUACCCUUAUUACGAAACGGAAUGUAUUAACCGCAGCUCAUUGUUUUCUAGGUUCCCAAAACUACCAUAAGCCAUUGGGAGAACACAAUUUAAAUACCGAUAUAGACUGUAUAAUAAUAGCAAAAACCAAAAUAUGUGCUGAUCGCCACAUAGACGUACCAAUAGCUGCUUAUUUUACUCACCCUGAGUAUGAUUCAAACACGUUAAUAAAUGAUAUCGGCUUAGUCAAAAUGCAGUACUCAGUCGAAUUUACUGAAUACAUUCACCCGAUUUGCCUCCCGCUGCAAAGUGACUUAAAACGAUUGUAUGAACCUGGACAACAAUUUUUCGUAUCGGGCUGGGGUAAGAUAAGUUCGAGGAAAUUAGGUGGUUCAAUGACGCUUCAAAUAGCGGGUAUUUUUCUGUGGAACCAAACGAAAUGCCACGAAAUUAUUCCAAAGUAUAGUGGCAAAUUCUUAGAAAGUCAACUAUGUGCAAAUGGUGAAAACCAAGAUGCAUGCAAAGGCGACAGUGGAGGACCCAUGUUUGCUAUCACUACUGAUUCAGCGUUGGAACUAAAAUAUUUUCAGAUAGGAAUCGUAUCAUUUGCACCAUCGUUAAGUUGCGGUACAGCAGAUCUACCUUCUAUCUAUACAAGGGUGGACAGUUUUCUGAAAUGGAUUCUGGAGAUUGUUAGCUCCAAUUGAAUUGGUCAA
Cylas formicarius (sweet potato weevil) is the source of this 918-nucleotide messenger RNA. Its product is annotated as serine protease grass-like. The transcript has 8 exons. Gene Ontology annotation, molecular function: serine-type endopeptidase activity. Gene Ontology annotation, biological process: proteolysis. Bases 1 to 909 code for a protein of 302 amino acids. Lineage: Eukaryota; Metazoa; Arthropoda; Insecta; Coleoptera; Brentidae. The record is from RefSeq and is a predicted model, not a curated record.